Messenger RNA from Pomacea canaliculata, 584 nucleotides. Its product is annotated as ubiquitin-40S ribosomal protein S27a. Gene Ontology annotation, cellular component: ribosome; nucleus; cytoplasm. Lineage: Eukaryota; Metazoa; Mollusca; Gastropoda; Architaenioglossa; Ampullariidae. Bases 77 to 550 code for a protein of 157 amino acids. The transcript is spliced from 4 exons. Gene Ontology annotation, molecular function: structural constituent of ribosome; protein tag activity; ubiquitin protein ligase binding. The record is from RefSeq and is a predicted model, not a curated record. Gene Ontology annotation, biological process: translation; modification-dependent protein catabolic process; protein ubiquitination.
UUAUGGUUUUAGGUCUGCACGCUCCUUUUAGUGGCAGCCAUAGUGAGGAAGGUGAGAAAGAGUAGCUGGUGGGAAGAUGCAGAUCUUCGUAAAGACCCUCACGGGCAAGACUAUCACUCUUGAAGUCGAGCCCAGUGAUACGAUCGAAAAUGUAAAAGCCAAAAUCCAAGAUAAAGAAGGUAUCCCCCCUGAUCAGCAGCGUCUGAUCUUUGCCGGUAAGCAGCUGGAAGAUGGACGUACCUUAUCUGACUACAACAUCCAGAAGGAGUCUACUCUUCAUUUAGUCCUCCGUCUUCGUGGUGGUGCUAAGAAGCGCAAGAAGAAGAACUACACCACCCCUAAAAAGAAUAAGCAUAAGAAGAAGAAGGUUAAGCUUGCAAUUCUGAAGUACUACAAGGUGGAUGAGAAUGGCAAGAUCACAAGAUUGCGCCGAGAGUGUCCUAACGAGGAAUGUGGGGCAGGCGUCUUCAUGGCCUCGCACUUUGACCGUCACUACUGCGGCAAAUGUUGCUUGACAUACGUUUUUAACAAGCCAGAAGAAAAAGCCUAAAUUGUUAGAAAAAUAAACCUGCUGUGAAAAAACA